Messenger RNA from Rhizophagus irregularis DAOM 181602=DAOM 197198, 5220 nucleotides. NCBI's taxonomy places the organism in Eukaryota, Fungi, Glomeromycota, Glomeromycetes, Glomerales, Glomeraceae. The record is from RefSeq and is a predicted model, not a curated record.
AUGGCUUUUUUAGAUAAAAGUAAAAGAGCUCCUAAAACACCAAUAGCUAUUGAUCAAUCAUGGGUUAAUAUCUUACAACGCUAUCUUUCUGAUCAUCCUUCAGAAGAAUUACAUGAAAGUAUUCAAAAGGUUAAAGAUUUAUUAUACGAUAAAGAAGCUACAUGGGAAAAGCAAAGUCAAUAUAUAAAAUCCACUUUACCAUCAAAAAAAAGUAAUUCUGGACAACAAUCUUCAUUAUCAUCACACUUUAUAAAUCAAAUUGAGUCAAUCCUUGAGCCUAUAAUAUCAGGAAUAUAUUUUUCUUCAAUAACAACUUUAACAAACCGAAUUUGUAUCCCUAUACUUGAUUCAUGUUAUAUGAUAUCAAAUAGGAAUUCAUUUUGUAAUCCCUCAAUUCAGGAUCAAUCAAAUAAUAAAGAAAAUAAAAUGAUUAAGGAGUUCGAACAAGAAUAUUCUCGUUAUAUCACUCUUGAUAAUUAUACUACUCAUUUAUUCAGUCAAAAAGGCAUGUCAAUCUACAUCACUUUAGAUUUUCCAUUAGGAUUUUCAACCGUAGAAAAAAAGUUAUUCGAAACUCUUCAAUUUUUUAACGAAUGUUUAUCAUUAAUUAUUCAAAAUGUUAACAGGGAAGAUGAACAAAAGAAGAAAUCAUCACCAGAUCCAUUAUCGCUCGCUAAGCACAUGCAUGAUGCGCAACACGUGAUUAAAACUUUAUUAGCUUUGCUCGCUAGAUUUGAUCAAAAUUUGAGGCCUCAAUUUGAAUCUAUUUGGAAUGUUUUUGCUAGUGAUUACAAUAUCAACAAUGACAAAGAGGAAGUUGUUAAUAAAUUGGUUCCCGAUUUGCUUAAUGAAUGUUUGGUAAUUUGCUCUGAUAAUAAUUAUAUUAAGGAUGUAAGACAGUUGGCUGGAAUGACUAUGGCAGCAACUUUGAAUUUAUUGGGCUCAUCACAAUUUGUCAGUAAACAAGUCAUGGUCAUGUUUUUUGCUUCUUUAAAUAAUGAAGAAAACCAACAUGAUUCAGAUUUUAUGGAUCAUUUGGGUGUUAAAAUACCAGCUAUCUUAUUCAAGGAAACUGAAUGGAAUGGUGGUGACCCCCUAAUGUUACCAAUUUGUCGCGGUUUAUUAUCAAAUUUGGAUAGAAAAGUUUUAAUUUUCCCUUUAUCUGGAAAAUUUCAGUUUAAAAUCUCAAUAUUAAGAUCAAAUGAUUCAAAUCCAAAAACUCUUCACCAUAUAUUAUUCCUGAGCAUAGCAAAUUUUUGUGAUAAUGCUCUGAAUUCACAAACAAAAGUUUUAGCAUUUGAAACUAUGGGAUUAUGGCUUCAGGAAACAGAAAAUACUUUAAGAAAUGAUGAGACUAGUAAACUUUAUGACAAUAAUAAUUCAAUACUUAAUUCGGAAGUUUUAGAAAAAUUGAUGUCAUAUGUUUUGGACAACUGGGAAGAUCCUGUAGAUGCUAUUCAGUUUAAGGUGAAGACAAUAUUUGAGAAAUUACUGGAUAUUAUAAGCCUAAAGAGCCAGCUUGAGCAAUCUGCAGAAUUUUACAAUGAUUAUCUUGUAAAUUUACUCAACCAAUUAUUAAUAAUGGAUCAAUAUCGCAAAGUGAAAUAUUCUUUAUUAUUGUUGUUAUUACCUAGAGUUGGAACGGUUAAAAUCUUAUCAAUUCAACCAGAGUUUGUUUCCAAGACAUUGGAAGUAUUGCAUAAUCUAGUUAUCGCACCACGAGCUUCCGCGAUGAUGGUAACUUUUCUUGAUUUACACCUAGAAGAAUUAUUUUCUUCCGAGUUCCGAGAUAUUACUAUUAAAAAGGAUGAAAAACGUGAGGAAAUAGUAAACGAAUGGAUUGAUCUAUGGUUGACACCCAUUUGUCAAGGUCUUUCCUCAAGUGAUGAUAUUCUUCGCAAAAAUAUUGGUGCAUUCAUUCUUCAACCAUUGUUUAAAGCAAAAUCAUCAUCAUUUUGGAGAAUUAUUGAUAUUCUGCAAAAUAAUAAGCAUGGGAACGAAUUUAUAAAUAAUGAACGAUAUAGAUUAAAUGCACUAAUAAUGGUCUUAAAAGUGGGUAGAUCACUGGAUUUUGUUGACGGAAACAUGUUUAUUGAAAAUUCGAUUGAUACGAAUCGUAAGAAUAUUCGAUUGCAACUUCUUCGUGAUGCAAUUUAUCAUUUGGAUUUAAAUCUUCGAAUUGAUGUGCUUGGUUUAAUAUGUGAAUCAAGAAAAUUAACGAGUGAAAUCACAUCAACUGAGCUUGCACUGCUUAAAUCCUUUUUCCAAUUAAACCUGAAUUCAACAUCACCAGAAUUUAGACAAAAACUAUUUGGUCACUUGAACAAAUUCUUCGCAAAACUUAGAGGCAAUUUAUAUAAUCAAUGGAAAAAUUAUCAAUCUCACAUGAAAUAUGUGGAGAGCCAUAAGGAUUCGAGAACAGGAGAUGCACAUUCAGAAAUAAAACAAAAGAUUGAUAAUACUCGGAGUUUUUUGAAUUGGCUUAUAGAAUUAUUGACAGCUUCGCUUUACCCUGGGGCAUCAUUUCAAAGAGUUUCAAGCGCGCUUAAGACAUUCGUUAUAUUAAUUAAAACAUUUGGCAUCGAAAAUACCCCAUUGCCUGAAGGAUUUGUAGCUCAACACUGCAGGACUCCCGAGUUUCCAUUUCAAUUAUCCCUUGCAUCAGCAAGGAAUACUAAAUUAAUCUUGCAUUGUCUUAUGAAUCCUUUUGAUGAGAAUCGUACAUUAGCUUAUGAAAUUCUUCAGGAGUUUCCUUCACCAUUACCAGGUAUAGAGUCAAAAGAUAACGUUCAGAAAAUUUUGUUUUGGGCAUUACAAUCUAUGACAAGUACAAGAGCUGGUGAAAGUGAUAGUGGUGCAAUGAUUUUUCGAUUAAUUUUCUCCAAAUAUGUCUUGAAUUUAAACCUUGAUCUUGAUGUCGAAAUUAAGCAAAGUGAACGAUUGGAAGAUUAUAAAAAAGUUGAUAUUCCUUCGAUUAAUUUCACAAGAAAACUUUUUUCUCUAUUAAAGAAGCAAAUUAACAUCGCUUCUGAGAAUUUAUUGCUUGCCUCACAAAAGUUUCCGAUGCAUGGAACUUUAUUAGCAUUACAAUACAUCUUUAAGGAAUUGGAUUAUAAUUCUUUAGAAGUAAAAAAUAAUCUUGAAGAAUGGCGAGAUACUCACAGUCAUGCUAUAAGUCUGAUUAACAAGGUUUGCCAGAUAGUUUUAGAAGUUCUAUCAAAUCCUUCUCCAGAAGGAAAUGUACCGGCAUCAUUUCAAGAAAUGGAAGAAAUGAUUGAUGAAUUAGUAUUAAACUUGGAUGAAGACCCUGACAGAGAAGAAGGAGGUCCAAAACACCAAGUCAUUCUUAGUUGUUGUUGGAGAGCUGUGAAAGAGGCAAGUUCUCUUCUUGCCAUAAUUUUAUCAAGAGCCCCAAUAUCUGUUAGUUUGGAAACCAAUUUUUCUAUACUUGAUUAUGAGAAAAUACGUAAAGGUGGUGAUCUGUUUCGGACACUUUUGACUUCGAUACGUCAUCGUGGAGCAUUUUCUGCUGUAUAUCCUGGUUACGUGGCUGUCUGUUCUCGACUUUUAAGUUCAUCACAAGUUAAAUUUGUAGAGUUGCCCAAAAUGUGGUUAGAGGAUAACAUUAAUAACAUUAUGGCCAAUUCAGUUUCAAUUACACGUAGAAGCGCUGGACUUCCAUUAUGUAUUUUAGCUAUUAUCAGUGGCGAACCUAGCAACUGUAAAGUUCUGCUUCCUUGGACAAUAAAAACUCUUAUCGAGAUAGGAUCACAAGCUCCUUCAGACGAUUUUGAUCAAACCAUUGACUCACAUCAGGUCCAUGCUUUUAAUAUAUUGAGAUCAAUUUUUAUGGAUGCUAAACUUGGAACUGAUGUUCUACCAUAUGUUUCUGAUGGAUUUAUAUUAGCAAUCAAAGGAUUCUCUUCACCAAGUUGGGCUGUCAGGAAUUGCUCAGUCAUGCUGUUUUCUACUUUAUUACAAAGGACAUUUGGUGUAAGAAAAACAAAAGAUGAAUAUCAUUCAAUUAAUAAAUUAACCAGAAGAGAAUUCUUUUCAAGGUUUCCUCAACUUUAUCCAUUUUUGUUGGAUGAACUAAAAAUUGCCGUGGAUCAAUUGAUUAAAUCAACCAAAGUAUCUCAAUCUACAGUUCACCCGGGUCUUUAUCCUAUCCUUACUCUUUUAUCAAGGCUUCACCCUUCUUUGAUGGAUGGUUCUAGUUCUGUACUGACUAUGAAUCCAUUUGUAUCACUGGUUUUAUCUUGUUCUUCUUCACCCAUUCACAAGACAAGGGAAAUUGCAGCAAGAGCAAUUGUUCCAUUAAUUCCAUCAAAUGAUCUCAUUGUAACUUGUUCUAAGUUAAUAAAUGAGAGUGUUAUGUCUAAUCAAAAUGAAUUGCAUGGAAGAUUAAUUCAAGUUCAAUAUUUAUUACGUGGACACUUAAGAAGCAACGUUGCUAAUUUUGAUAUAAUGAAAGAUUUUUUAGUUAACAUGCCUCCUAUCUUCAAGUCGAAGAUUUAUUUUGCAUUUAAAAAUAAUUCUUGUAAUAUUACAAGAUAUUUAUAUUUGGAUAUAUUAUAUGAAUUUGUAAUUGAUGGGAAUUGGAUAUUUAUUGAGCAAAAUGAGGAAAAACGUCUAGAAUUAAUAGUAUUAAUGGAAGAUAAUUUUCUUGAACUAAGACAGCUCAUAUUUGAUAUGUCACUUUCCGAUAUGAGAUCCAUCAAUAAAAAUCAAGAUAUAUAUGAAGUUGGUUAUUAUCUUGUACGUCAACAAAUGACAAGAAUUAUAAUUAAGUCUCUUACUAGUCAAGAUAAUUCUGAACACUCGUCAAUAAUUAUUGAUAUUUUAAGCGAUUCAGACUAUGAAGUGAGGCUUGUCGGCUUAGAAAUGCUUAUAGCUUUUUUUAAUUCAAGUAAAUACAGGGAAAUUUGCAUUGACAAACUAAUGCUUCAAUGUAAAAUAAUUAAAAUGAUAUUUCAAGAGGAACCUUAUCAAAAUUGUUUUCAACGAGCGGUUGAAUUACUUACUUUGAUUGAUUCAGAAAAUCCAUUUCCAAAAUUAAUUUCUAAUAAUUCUUUGGAUUUUGGGUUAGAGGAGUUCUGGAAAAAAUUGCUUAAUUAUAUGGAACAUGUAGAAAGUUCAACCAAAACCGAAGCUAUUUUACCACUUCUCGGAUCUUUAUUGUCACAAGUAUUUAUCAUAAAAAAAAGUCCUUUAUGUUGA